Molecule: messenger RNA, 916 nt
Organism: Phanerochaete carnosa HHB-10118-sp
Lineage: Eukaryota; Fungi; Basidiomycota; Agaricomycetes; Polyporales; Phanerochaetaceae
Exons: 3
Coding region: 104-862 (252 amino acids)
Biological process (GO): ubiquinone biosynthetic process
Molecular function (GO): methyltransferase activity
Source: RefSeq, a predicted model, not a curated record
GGCUGUCAGAUAUAACCACACCGACCCAAGCAGCUUUCGGCCGACGCAGGAUGCACAGGGAGCUCGCACGACGCAUUUUGGAUUCCAAACCGUGCCAGAAGACAUGAAGGAGUCUCUCGUCAAAAACGUCUUCUCUUCUGUGGCGUCUUCUUACGAUGUCAUGAACGACGCCAUGUCCAUGGGAGUGCACCGUCUCUGGAAAGACGAUUUCGUGGGGUCGCUGAAGCCCGGAGCAAAGGGACCCAUGCGGUGCAUCGACUUGGCCGGCGGAACAGGGGACAUUGCACUACGUAUCCUGGAUUACGCAAGGGAGAAUCAUUAUGACAGAGAGACGAGUGUCGAUGUCGUCGACAUCAACCCUGAGAUGCUUAAGGAAGGCUUCAGGCGGUUCAAGCAGACGAUGUAUCACAACACUCCGCAGGUUCGGUUCAUCGAAUCGAAUGCUCAGGCUCUAUCCAAAGAGCAGUUCCCGGAUAACACGUAUGACCUCUACACAAUCGCGUUUGGUAUCCGAAACUGCACGUCCAUCCCGGACGUGCUGAAAGAGGCGUACCGGGUGCUGAAACCUGGUGGCACUUUUACUUGCCUGGAGUUCAGCAAGGUUGAGAACCCGCUUUUCAGCGCUCUGUACGACCAAUACUCGUUCUCGGUCAUCCCAAUGCUGGGCUCCAUCUUGACCGGUGACCGGGAUUCGUACCAGUACCUGGUGGAGUCAAUACGGAAGUUCCCUAGUCAGCCAGAGUUCGCACAAAUGAUUGCCGACGCGGGUUUUGCAACUGGUGGUAUGCACGAGGGCAAGGGCGGCGCGUGGACUAACUUGUGGAACGGCAUCGCUUGCAUCCAUAAGGGCGUAAAACUAUGAAUUCGACUGCCCUGUCUGUUGUAGUAAAAGGUAUCUGCGGCGCCAUAAUGACAC